Exophiala spinifera is the source of this 1011-nucleotide messenger RNA. RefSeq lists its product as uncharacterized. Bases 1 to 1011 code for a protein of 336 amino acids. NCBI's taxonomy places the organism in Eukaryota, Fungi, Ascomycota, Eurotiomycetes, Chaetothyriales, Herpotrichiellaceae. The transcript has a single exon. The record is from RefSeq and is a predicted model, not a curated record.
AUGGGUCCAUACGCCGAAGCUCACGCACAUCCUCAAGGCCCCGGAGAUGCUCGCCCGACAGCUAUGCAGAUCAUCGGUGAUCAGUCUCUCGAGGGCAAACUAAAUGGCAAAGUUAUUGUCAUCACUGGCGCCAACUCGGGUAUCGGUCUAGAAACAGCACGCGCCUUAUCUGCGACUGGAGCAACGUUGUACCUGACCGGGCGCGACUUGCAAAAAGCGUUCGCUGCUUUUGGUGACAUUCUUGAGCCUGGUCGUGUCUCCCUUGUUCAAAUGGACACUACGUCCUCUGCCAGCGUGCGAGCUGCAGCAGAGGAAAUCCUCACAAAGUCUCACGGGCAAGUCAACAUUCUCAUUGAGAACGCGGGUGUGAUGGGGAUCCAGACUCUGACUCUCACCCCGGAAGGCCACGAGAUGCAUUUCGCAACCAACCACCUGGGUCACUUCCUGCUAUUCCAGCUUCUCAAACCUGCACUCCUCGCCAGCUCGACCCCGACUUUCCACUCCCGAGUUGUCGUCGUUGCAUCAUCGGCCCAUCGCGCCGCGGGGGACCUUCACGGGAGCGAUAACUACAGCUUUCAGAAAGGAGGAUAUAAUCACGGUCUCGCGUACGCCCAAUCGAAGCUGGCCAAUAUCUAUAUGGCAAACGAAUUAGACCGCCGCUACAACGGCCAAGGACUGCGUGCGACGAGUCUCCACCCAGGGGCAAUCGAUACGAAUCUAUCCAGACACAUUGGCAGGGAAUUUGCGGAGCAGAUUAUGAGCCUCGAGACGGUUGCUAAGGUCUUGAAGAGUCCAGAGCAAGGCGCUGCUACCACGGUUCUUGCUGCAGUGGGGAAAGAAUGGGAGGACAACGGAGGCAAGUAUCUUGAAGACUGCGAAGAAGCCAAACGAGGCGAAGAUGACGGUGACGUCUUUGGGACCGGCUACGUUCGCCAGACCUAUGAUCCAGACAAUGAGUUGCGGCUGUGGAAAGACUCACUGGAGAUGCUUGGAAUGAAAGAUGAUGUUUGA